CCGCCCAGAGCCUGAGGCGCCGGGGCCGGGGGAGAAGGCGGGGCGGGCGGGCGAGCGGGCCGGGGGGAGAGUGGGGGAUGGCGCGGACCCCGGGGCCGGCCCCGCUGUGUCCCGGAGGCAGCAAAGCACAACUUUCUUCUGCUUCUCCCCCCGGAGCCGGGCUCCUGCUGCCGCCCCCGACGCCACCGCCGCUGCUGCUGCUGCUCUUCCCUCUGCUGCUCUUCUCCCGGCUCUGUGGUGCCUUAGCUGGACCAAUUAUUGUGGAGCCACAUGUCACAGCAGUAUGGGGAAAGAAUGUUUCAUUGAAGUGUUUAAUUGAAGUAAAUGAAACCAUAACACAAAUUUCAUGGGAGAAGAUACAUGGUAAAAGUUCACAGACUGUUGCAGUUCAUCAUCCUCAAUAUGGAUUCUCUGUUCAGGGAGAAUAUCAAGGAAGAGUCUUGUUUAAAAACUAUUCACUUAAUGAUGCAACAAUUACUCUACAUAACAUAGGAUUCUCUGAUUCUGGAAAAUACAUAUGCAAAGCUGUUACAUUCCCACUUGGAAAUGCCCAGUCCUCUACAACCGUAACUGUGUUAGUUGAACCCACUGUGAGCCUGAUAAAAGGGCCAGAUUCUUUAAUUGAUGGAGGAAAUGAAACAGUAGCAGCCAUUUGUAUCGCAGCCACUGGAAAACCAGUUGCACAUAUUGACUGGGAAGGUGAUCUUGGUGAAAUGGAAUCCACUACAACUUCUUUUCCAAAUGAAACAGCAACAAUUGUGAGCCAAUACAAGCUGUUUCCAACCAGAUUUGCUAGAGGAAGGCGAAUUACUUGUGUUGUGAAACAUCCAGCCUUGGAAAAGGACAUCCGAUAUUCUUUCGUAUUAGACAUACAGUAUGCUCCUGAAGUUUCAGUAACAGGGUAUGAUGGAAAUUGGUUUGUAGGAAGAAAAGGCGUUAAUCUCAAGUGUAAUGCUGAUGCAAAUCCACCACCCUUCAAAUCUGUGUGGAGCAGGUUGGAUGGACAGUGGCCUGAUGGUUUAUUGGCUUCAGACAAUACUCUUCAUUUUGUGCAGCCAUUGACUUUCAAUUAUUCUGGUGUUUAUGUCUGUAAAGUGACCAAUUCCCUAGGUCAAAGAAGUGAUCAAAAGAUCAUCUAUAUUUCAGAUGUUCCAUUUAAGCAGACCUCUUCCAUAGCCGUAGCUGGAGCUGUAAUUGGAGCUGUCCUUGCCCUUUUCAUCAUUGCUAUCUUUGUGACUGUGUUGCUGACUCCUCGUAAAAAGAGACCAUCCUAUCUUGACAAAGUGAUCGACCUUCCACCCACACAUAAACCACCUCCUAUGUAUGAAGAACGGUCCCCACCUUUGCCUCAGAAAGAUCUUCUGUCUCAGACUGAACACUUGCCUUUGCAAACUCAGUUCAAAGAAAGAGAAGUUGGCAGUCUUCAGCACUCUAAUGGACUAAAUAGCAGGAGAUUUGACUAUGAAGAUGAGAAUCCAGCAGAGGAAGAUGGGAUUCAGCAGAUGUACCCCCUUUGUAAUCAGAUGUGCUACCACAACCGGAGCCCUGGCAGACAUCAUCAAAACAAGGGCCCCGAGAGAGUCUACAUCAACCCACGAGAACAUUAUGUGUGAUGCUUCUCUUUUUCCAAUCAGUAUUCUAACAAUGUUUAUUCUUAGAUUGGCAAGAGAAACUGAGGCCAAUAGGUAUUUUAUUUCUCUCAUAUAAAAUAGUCCCAGUCUAAAUGUAUUGGAAGUCUUGAUGAAUAACUUAAAGCCAACAGCGAAUUUCUUUCCUUCAUUAAGGGUUUCUUAACCACCAGCUGUGUUUGUGAACUUGACUAUAGCUUUGUGUGUUUCUGUGACGAUGGUGUUUAACUACUAACAUUUGGCCUACAACGGCAUGUGCAUUUGAAAGUACAGCAUCUGCCUGUGAUGACUGCAGUGAUUCUCCAGAAAGAAAGUCCCCAGCUGGUCCUGUUAACCUCGCUGGGUCUCAGGCAGGCCAGCCUAUUCAUCUGUAAUUCAAACAGGCAGAAAAAUGAGUUCAUAAUCCAUUUCACUAAUUAUUUAGCUGGGAUUUGGAUUUCCCUGACAUGCUUAAUACGAUUACAAUACCUGUGUACAAACAGAGGCCUGAGGAAAGACGCAAAAUUGGCUCUUUAUCCAAAAAACAACAACAACAAAAGACAAUUUGAACCUUCAAGCUUUUUGGUGGCUUUCAGAUCCUUAUGCUAUUGUGACAUAUGCUCCUUCUUGAUCACCAGGGUCCUUAGAGAUACAUAUUUCUUGCUGUCAUCUGCGUACUCUCAACUCUUGUGUGUAACACAGGUUCUUCUUUUACUCUGUCACGACUCCCACAUUCCUGUUCUUUACUAGCCAGAUUAGCCUAUUUCCCACCUAUUAAAUUCUGAAAACCCAGCCUAAGUGGUAUACAGGCUUUAGCCGUGUCCCUCUUUUCUCUAGUAUUGUACAUAACAAGCUCAGCUUUCACUUCUGAAAUUUCUUUAAAACUAAUCUCAUCCAUAUAGGCUUUACCUACCCUUCUGCAUUCUUCAGACUACUUAUCGUCUGUUUUAUCUACCUCAGAAAAGCCUGCUGGAAAAUCACCAUGAAAUAACUACUGCUCUUAAAAGCCAGGUGAAAAAUAUGAAAACUUGAGGAAAAAAAAAUAAUAAGCCACUUCAAUAUGGCAUGUGUGUUAAACCCUCAUGCUCUUUAUCCCUCCUCCCCUACUUUACCUGGUCAUCAAGAGUAAAGAGAUGCUAAAAAGCAAAUAAUACAGUGACUUAUCUACCUGGGAUAUCCUGCAACACUGUAGUGCCUACAGAUGUCUGUCUUGUGCUUGCCUAUCUCCCUUUGUCAAUUUUCCAUCACCGAGACUGAUGAUAGUCAUUACGAUGGAGUGUGCAGAGAUGGGGAUCACAGUUACACAUGCAAAUGUCCAUCACUCACCCUCACAUCUUGAGAGUGUUUCACUGUGUGUUCUGGAAUAUAGAGGUGUGUCACAGGUAUAAAAAACACUACAAACUUGUCAUAUAUUAGGAAAGAGUGGCAUAAGCAUUAAAAUAAAUAGUAUACAUUCCCAACCUAAACUUCAAGGGGAGAGGAGAAAGAAUAUUAACAUAAAUUUCUAAUAAGAUGCCAAAGAUAUUUUAUGAUUUAUGUUACACUGGCUCUGGUUUUUGUUUGUGUGUUUCCCUUUUUUUUUUUUUUUAAGUUGCUGUGCUUUGUCAAAUAAAUUAUCUAGGCUGUUCUAUAGCAGUAAUAUACUCUUCCCUCAUUACCUGGAUGACCAACAAUUCUGGAACAAAAAGGGUGCUUAAAUUCCAACUCAAUGUUUUGCCAGUAAAUUAGCAAUUUUAAAGGCUAUAGCUAUGUAGGAUCAAAGGGUAAAUUCCAAGGACCCUCAUUGCUGUAUGUAUCACUGUGCUACCUCAAAAUUAGAGUUUACUGCCCUUUGUAGCAAAGAAGAUAUUCAACUUUAUUACUUAGAAUGGCAUCACAGAGUUAGUGUAACAGAAGGUGUAGGAACCCUGGCAAUUGUUUUCCAACAAGAUGACUAUGAUCAGAUCUCUCCCAAGAGGGAAGUGUUUCAUAAAUACUAGAUGUUAUGGAGGCAAUAAGGUGGUGCCUCAACCCCUUUAGAAAGCUUUAAAAAAUGUCUUACAUAGUGGGGAUGGUUUCUAGGGUCCUGCUGGGAAGCAGGCUGUUGAAUUAGCUUCACAAAAGCACAUCAGGGGGACAGAGAUGUCCUCAUUUGCACCAGAGAAAGGAUUUGGAAAGCACUGGGUCUCAAGAGCCCUUUGACCUGUCUUUAGCACCCUCUGGACCAUGAAGAACCUACUGUCCACCUUUUAAUAUGGAAAAGAAAUUUCAGCAUGUAGACACCUCUCUGGCAGCCAGCUAGUUCAGUAUUCUCUUUGCCUUUCUGUCAGCUGUAAUAUUUCUUUAACAAACUGGUAGAUUUUAUAGCUCUUGGCCCUUUACAUGGGUCACACAAGCUCUAUAAUAGCUUAUCCUGGUGCCGUCCAUCUGUUCUCUCUAAAACUGAGCUAAGUAGAAAGGAGCUUUAAAAGGGUUUGAUCAGCCAGCCCCCUCCACCAAAAGAUGCCAUCCAAAAUUACCCUGUUGAUCUCUAAAUUUGGAGCCUAGACUACUUGACGAUGCCAUUUAAAUUUGGAAGUUAGACUCUUAAGGUCAGUGAAUGAGGUUUAGGGAUAUAAUCCACAGCUGAUAUUAGAUACUGUUCCCAUAACUGGUUUACUAAAACACACUGAAACAGAAAUAAAUCUCCAGAGUGCUUAUCCACUUAUGGUUGCAGCUUUGCAUUUCAGCGCAGGGUGUGCAUACUCACCUUAAACAGGCAGCCUUCACUGCUAUUUUUGUAGGCAGCCCAAGCCCUAGGAAUGUGCAUUGUUGCUGCAGCAGCAGAUUACUGGGUUCUUUGCACACCAAACUAAAAUAAAGCAUCCCUCCACCUAGGAUUGGCCUGACAUAGUGGGGUGAGACUCUUAAAUGGCAGUGAUUUAUUAUCUAUUCUGUGAGGGUUCCCCCAUCACUGGCCUCAUACGUUCUAAAUUGGAAGAAGUCCAUGCCCUUUGGGGUACACAACAUACCAUUCUUACCUGUGCUAGCUUCCUUGUAACUACGAAAUGCCUUUCUGUGUUCUUAGAUGCACAUAAUAUAUGCUAAAGAAGUAUGCUAUAAAUGAACUGACCCCCUCAAUAAUUUAAUUUUCUAUGGCUUUUUGUUUAUUCAUAGGGAAAGAACAGUUUUUUCAUCCUUCGACGGAGAAUAAUUUUCCUAAGACCUCUUUCAUAGUAGUUUAAAAUUCACUAUUUUGUUUUUCAUUGUUCAGUUUUUCCCUUCACUGUGCUAGUCCCCUGGUGCUAUUCUGAAUAUACUAUAAAAUCUGCCUUACCUCUUAUUCCCAGGGGUAUAGAGGAUAGACCAUUAUACCAAGAAUCAUAAGAAAAUAUUCUAUUGUCAUCUUCACUAGCCUUGGAAAUGUAAGCCAGUCACUUAACCUGUCUGAAUGUCAGUUAGCCCUAUCUAUAAAGCAGAGAUUAUAUUACCUUCCCUGCCAACUUCUUGGAAUUGUGGUGAGAGUUAAACAAGAUAAUAACAGAUGGGAAAUUGGGGAUUUGUGAGUUCUCUUCAACCUGACAAAUGCCUAUGACUCUAUUAUUGUUGCAUAUUGAACCUAAACUUCUAGUGCCCUUGCCAGCGUUUAGAGUACUAUGGUGUGCCUGGGGAGAACCAAGUGGCAAAUUAGGUCUCAGUUUGAUCUAAUUUGAGUAUAGCCAAGUGCAAGUGUGAUACAUUUCUUUUACUACCAUAAAUAUUUGUCACAUGGAAAGCUUAGUAUCUGAAUCUUGGUCUUUUAAGCUUUAACUAGAAUUGAAAGUACAUGUUGCUAUAACCAGUGGUUGCUCUUGUUUUACAAAUUGCUACUAAUAACAGCUGAUAUUACUGAGUGUGUAGUAUGGACUGCUUUCUGAGGCAAGUACCUUGCAUGAAUCAUCACCAAAUAGGACCAGACUGCUGUUUUGUAACCUUUCCAGGAGCUCCUAUGGGGACAGACAGUCUCACACUCCCAUGCUGCACAGUCGUAGGUCAUGCGGAUCAUCAGUUAGCUGUUACUUCUUUUAAAUCUGCUUCUGGGAAUGGUGUUAGGGAAUACAGUUUCAUUGAUUUUUUUUAAGCAGAGAUACAGGAGAGUACAUGGAAUAAAACUCUAAGAAAUGUUUAUUAAGAUGAAAGCAAGUGCAUAUGCUCAUUUUUUACUUAGUCUUGACCUCAUUCAAAUGCUCAGAAUGAUAGGCUCUCAUAUUCCUUAGAUUAACCAUAGCUACAAAAAUAACAAACCAAAAAUUAAAACCACUCCAUCCCGGUUGGUUCAGUUUUAGUGGGCACAAACUUCUGUCUAACAUCCCUUCCUCAACUAAGUUUUUUGAUAUGCUUGGUGCUCUGUUUUGCCUUUUACUGAACUCCCAGGUGUGGUAACACUCAUAUAGUGGACAGAUAUUAAUAGAAAGCAAGCUGGCGUGGGUAGAAAGCCAGAAGGAUAUGAAGUAGAAAUGUCAGGGUCCCCACCUGUAGCUUAGCUGUGUGCUUCUCUUCUUGUGCUUGACUGUCAAUGCCCUACCUUAACUCUUGGGCCAUUCACAGACCUUAAUAAGGAGGAAAAAGGACUUCGAUCCCUGUUAAACUAGAAACUGUUGUUUGACCACUUGCUAUGUCAUACAUGUUUACAAGCAAGCAGGCACCAAAACAGUCAUCCAACCUGUCAUGUAAGCAUGAAAAAGUCUCAACUCUGUCCUUUUAGGCAACCCAACAUUAUCCUACAUAGAAAAGUUAUUAGAAGCAAAUCCAGCAAUAUUCCAACAGAUAAAAUCAGUCAGCUCAGUUCCUGGUUUAACUUCUAACAGAAUGAAUUAGGGAAUCCUAGGUCUAUUGGGCUUUCUGGAUUCUCAUAUACUACUCAUGGAAAGGAUGGAGUGCCCUACAAUAUUGGGGCCAAUCCACAUAUCUUUAACACCAUUAAUUUGACCAGUGAAAAUACUCACCCAUUAAUAAAGUAUCUGGUGUUGAACUGCAGAGAAAGCUUUUGCCAUAGUAGCCUCUGAAGUGACUAGAGUAUUUUCAAAUGCUAAUAGCGCCUGGAGGGGUGUAUUCCCAAUUAGGAUACUUCAAAUAUUAACCAGCCACCCCCAGAGUGUAUAUUAAGUCUGGUUAACAUAUUCCAAAAUAAUUUAAAGAAAUUAUAUCAAAUGUAACAGAAUUUGUUAAGGAUUUCUCGGGUUAUCACUCCUUCACACUGGUAGAGGUCUUCAUGGCUCUGAAGUGAACAACCUGCUGAGUAGAGUUUUGCACUGGCAUUUCUUCUUAGUGACAGCCUUUUCUUUCUUAUGGUCGUGUGUGUGUGUGUGUGUGUGUGUGUGUGUGUGUGUGUGUGUGUGUGUGUGUGUGUGUCUGUGAGAGAGAGAGAGAGAGAGGUCUACUUAAAAUUUGCAGCUCAGUAAACAUUUUGCAGAUCACAUGUAUAAGAGAAUCCCACCCCUGCAAGCAUCUCACUAAUGCAGGCACAUUUUACUUUAACAUAAUCUCUGCAAAAAGGCUAGAGAUAGGAGGGAGAGGCCACAUUUACUAUGCCAGCCUAAAUACAUAAAAUAUUAGAUUUAUUCCUACUGUGUUUCCAUUAUUGGAUUAGUUAUUCUCAAGUUUCAGUUUGAUGAUAGAAGUUUAAAGCAAAGUAGACUAAAAGAGAACAAAAAUUUUGAAGCCAUUAAACAUUUUUUUAUUGUACAUUAUCAAUCAGGACAAUGAUGUAGAAGUUAUCUCUGAAUCUCAGGGAGAAGGGAAACUACCAUUGACAAAUAAAAAUAUUGACUAAAUCCACUUCAUUGAUUCAUCCCACAGCAUAUUAGUAUCAGUGUUUGGGGGCUAAGACUAUGAUAGAUAUCAAAUGACAUACCUCUUUAUACAUCAAAAAGUACUAAUUACAUUCUGUAUCCUCAGCUGUGAGGCUUAAGGCUGAAUUCCUGGGUUUCAGAGGAACAGUUGUGAAUAUUACUGCUAUGUAUGUUUAUGGAAAAUAGCAACAUCUCCAUGAAUAAAAAUAGGCAGAGUCGUGUCCUCUACAAGCUCCCAUUCUGUAGCUGUGGUGUUUAUAGUCUCUACUAGCACACGAUUUAUUAUAAGCAUGUCAGUUGAACCCAAGGAGACUUUGACUCUUUGACUUAAAAUUAUUAUUAGAUUAUAAUUGCCAUCCCAAACAAUCUUCAGUAAACAAAAACCAGCUUUCUUAAGUUUGUCACUCUCUGCAUCUAAAGGUGGCAGACCAAACAGUUGCCCUCUUGUGGUUUUUUCCAGCACUACCAUUUAAAGUUUCUAAAUCAGGUGCCGUAUCGCCCAGCAGGAUCCUUGAUACAAUGACCUAACCUGAUUGUUUUGAUUGUCAUGGCAUGGAAUUUAACUGUGCAAGUCGAUUAGAAGAAACCUUGAGGGAAAGUCUGCCUGGGAAUCCAGAACAUCAAAUUUGCUACACUGGUUUAGAACUGUGGCCUGUUCUACUACAGAUGUGUCUGACAGCCAUGAAGAGAUGUUUUAUGUGCCUCCUCCAGAAGUUAAUUUCCCUUAAUGACUCACGGUGGAUCUGUGAAUCUCAGAGUUACAACAUGAUUUUCAAAGUGAACGGGUACCAUUGUUUUGGUUUUCAAUACCCUUUCUAAUAAUGACCAGUAUUUUUUUAAAUCCACCCCAGCAUAUUCUCUCUCAAGCCUUAUUAAUAAUUUGGUACUUAUGGUAUUUUACUAGAGCUAGCAGCAGUCUGUCCUAAAUGCAUUAGUUUUACCUGCCCACAGCAUGGCUCAUUUAUUUCUCUGCUUUUUUACACAUGAUCUUAUGAGAAUUUACGUGUAUUUCCUUCAGCUGAGCAUUUCAAUUCACUACCCCGAUGAGUGUCAUUUUAGGUUUCAUUGUAUGCCUGAAAUUCCAAGUCCUUUGUAAAAAAAUGUUAAGUAGCAGGUGUUGCUACUGAACCCCUGGAUUGUUCCACUUGUCCAUCUAUGAUAGUUCCUGUUUAUUCUCUACCUUCUGCUUCUAUUUCUAAGACAACAUUUUAAGACAUAACAUCUGUUCCACCCAAUUUACUCUCCAUGGGGCCUUAAUCUCUUGACUUCUUUACUUCUUAGUUUCACCCCUGUAAGUUAGUGCUCUCUACCUCACAGGGGUUUUAUAAGGGGAAAAAAUAAGAUGUUUAAGGGUUGUCUUCAAGAGUGAUCCUUCUUUUAAAGUGAUUUGGUAACAGGCUUAGAAAUGAGAAACUUUAUAGCUAUUAUUUUUUUUCCCUAUUGUUUUGCUGUUUUUAUUUCUGAGAAGCUAUCUAUGUCUGAAAAGAGUCUUUGGUUUUAACUUUAUCCUCAUUAACCCAUUUCACACUGAAGUCUCUACCUUAUCCAUGCUCUGAACAUUUUACUUGUUGAGCCAAAACUAAUUCUUCCACAAUAAAUCCCACAUACUUUUAUUCCUAUCAUUAAACAAAUUAAUGUCCUCCACAAAGAAACAUUCUGGCUCUUUGCACAAGAAGUCAGAAGGUAAUGAGUUUUCAUUGUGGCCCUGGCAAGAUCUCACUGUGUGCCUUAUUCUCCUGUGUAAAUUGAGGUUAAUUCGCCUACUUCGCAGCACCCAGAUACUGUGAGUCCCAAAAAUGGUGAAAAGCAUUUUGAAAAUGUCCUGUACUGUAUAAAUGCAUAGUGGACAAUCUGGAGAGUCUUCAAGUAGAAAUAUGUUCUAGAUCAAUUCAGAAUACUAAUUUACCCAUUGUUUUCAAAUGUUUUACUAACAUACACUUUUUUGUUUAUAGUGAAUAUUAGUUUCUAGAUAUUUGAACUACUUUAAUUUUGGUGUGUAGGAAGUAAUCAAUAGUAUAUAUUCUUGCUUGUCAGAAAAUACCCAAGUUGUAUUUUUAAGUGUUAAACUGAAAGGGUUACAUAACAAAGUAGUUGGGUAGGGAGGAGAUUAUAGCUCAAAUGUUGCAAAAUAUGGAAGUACAAAAAUUAGCUUUGAAUUUGAGAUUGUAUUAUAAAUAGUAGAUGUUAAUGUGGUUUUUAGAUAUUCUUUAUUUUUACGUUACCAGAAAUUGUCUUUUAUUUUUGCAGUUUUGAACUAUAUGGUUCUUUACAUGUUUUGAAUAAAGUUUUCAUCAACUAA
Molecule: messenger RNA, 9695 nt
Organism: Microcebus murinus (gray mouse lemur)
Lineage: Eukaryota; Metazoa; Chordata; Mammalia; Primates; Cheirogaleidae
Gene: NECTIN3
Product: nectin cell adhesion molecule 3
Biological process (GO): symbiont entry into host cell; homophilic cell-cell adhesion; heterophilic cell-cell adhesion
Cellular component (GO): adherens junction; apical junction complex
Source: RefSeq, a predicted model, not a curated record